This is a messenger RNA of Megalops cyprinoides (Indo-Pacific tarpon), 3404 nucleotides long. It is a transcript of the gene usp5, whose product is annotated as ubiquitin specific peptidase 5 (isopeptidase T). Gene Ontology annotation, molecular function: cysteine-type deubiquitinase activity; zinc ion binding; protein binding. NCBI's taxonomy places the organism in Eukaryota, Metazoa, Chordata, Actinopteri, Elopiformes, Megalopidae. The coding region runs from base 266 to 2770 and encodes 834 amino acids. The record is from RefSeq and is a predicted model, not a curated record. Gene Ontology annotation, biological process: protein deubiquitination. The transcript is spliced from 20 exons.
CUGUAUAUUACGACUAGCGUCCGCGACCCCGUGCGUGCUGUGCGGGUCUGGAGCGCGUCCGGCCUUGCAUCGAUUGAAACACUGGAGCACACGUAAGGAGGCAGAAAGAGGGAUCCAUUGGACGAAAGGCAGAUAGAGAGAGGGGUUGUGAGGAAAAUUAAACAAAAGCCCCGAGCCGGAAAAAGCCAAAAAGGGUGGCGAAAGUCAGGGAAAGAGAGGGCCAAGCGCGUGACGGAAAAAGAAAGAGACAGAGACAAAGUGAGAGAUGGCGGAGGCGAGCGAGGUUUUGAUGUCGGUCCUUCCCACGAUUCGGGUUCCGAGGCCCGGGGACCGUGUCCACAAAGACGAGUGCGCCUUCUCUUUCGCUUCUCCGGAGAGUGAGGGCGGUCUGUACGUGUGCAUGAACACUUUCCUGGGGUUUGGCAGUCAGUAUGUGGACAGACACUACAGCAGGACCGGCCAGAGAGCCUACUUGCACAUCACACGCACCCGCAAAGCACAGAAGGAGGAUGACAAUAGCUCUGGUUCAGGUGACCCACCCAAGAAGAAGCCCACUCGAUUGGCAAUUGGAAUAGAGGGAGGGUUUGAUGUGGAGCAGGAUCAGUAUGAGGAGGAAGUGAAAGUGGUCCUGUUGCCUGACAGGCUGGAAGUGACAUCGGAAGACUUGGCCACCAUGCCCGAGGACGUGAGAGAGAGGGUGUCCCUGUCCAUGGCCGGCUUGAUGUCUGCCGACUCCGUCUCCCACGCGCUGCAGGUGCAGCAAUGGGACGGUGAGGUCAGGCACGAGUCCAAGCACGCCGCCGACCUCAAGCAGCUAGACAACGGAGUCAAGAUCCCUCCCAGUGGGUGGAAGUGUGAAGUGUGUGACCUGCGGGAGAACCUCUGGAUGAAUCUGUCAGAUGGGAAGGUCCUCUGUGGGCGCAGAUAUUUUGAUGGUUCCGGGGGCAACAAUCAUGCCCUCCUGCACUUCCAGCAGACUGGAUACCCCCUAGCUGUCAAGCUGGGCACAAUUACCCCUGACGGGGCAGAUGUGUACUCCUAUGAUGAAGAUGACAUGGUGCUGGACUCCAAGCUCCCAGAGCAUCUAGCGCACUUUGGAAUCGAUAUGAUGACCAUGGAAAAGACGGAGCGCACAAUGACAGAGCUGGAGAUUGCAGUGAACCAGCGCGUGGGGGAGUGGGAGGUGAUCCAGGAAUCGGGGGCCACGCUGCGGCCCCUCUCCGGCCCCGGUCUCACCGGCAUGAAGAACCUAGGAAACAGCUGCUACCUCAACUCGGUCAUGCAAGUGCUCUUCACCGUGCCAGACUUCCAGAGCAAGUACGUCUCCAACAUUGAGAAGAUUUUCAGUGAGGCUCCGAGUGACCCCACCCAGGACUUCAAAACGCAAGUAGCAAAGUUGGGCUAUGGUUUGUUGUCGGGAGAAUAUUCCAAACCUGCCCCUGACCCUGGAGAUGAUCCCACCGUGACCUCUGAAGUCAGGGGAGACCAGAUUGGAAUAGCACCACGCAUGUUCAAGGCUCUGAUUGGAAAAGGGCACCCAGAGUUCUCCACCAAUCGCCAGCAGGAUGCUCAGGAGUUUUUACUGCACUUCAUUAACAUGGUUGAGAGGAACUGCCGCUCGGAGGAGAACCCCACUGAAGCCUUCCGGUUUCUAGUGGAGGAGAGGAUUGUCUGUCAGCAGUCACACAAAGCCAAGUACACACAGAGGGUCGACUACAUCGUCCAGCUGCCUGUGCCCAUGGAUCAGGCCACCAACACAGAGGAGCUGCAGGAGGCGGAGCGUCGGCGAGAGGAGGCCGAAGCAGCAGGGGCCCCCCCGCCCCCCGCACCUCGCGCCCGCAUCCCGUUCGCCGCCUGUCUGGCCGCCUUGAGCGAGCCUGAGACUCUGACCGAUUUCUGGAGCUCCGCUGUACAGGCCAAGACCACAGCCAGCAAGACCACCCGGUUUGCCUCUUUCCCCGAUCAUCUCGUCAUCCAGGUUAAGAAGUUCACCUUUGGCCUGGACUGGGUCCCUAAGAAACUGGAUGUGAGCAUUGACGUGCCUGACACGCUGGAUCUGAGUGCACUCCGCGGGAUGGGACAGCAGCCAGGGGAGGAGCUGCUCCCAGAGUUGGCCCCGCCUCCUCUCGCGACCCCAGACGUGGAGGUCAAAGCUCCGGUCCUGGACGACUCCACGGUGUCCCAGCUGUGUGAGAUGGGCUUCCCACUGGAGGCCUGCAGGAAAGCCGUCUAUUACACUGGGAACACUGGCAUCGACGCCGCCAUGAACUGGGUAAUGGGGCACAUGGAUGACCCAGACUUCUCCGCCCCCCUGGUGUUGCCAGGCUGUAGCUCUGCUCCUGGGACCACGCCCACAGAGGCAGUAUCUGAGGAGCAUUUAGCGACCAUAGUCUCCAUGGGCUUCAGCCGGGAUCAGGCCACACGUGCACUACGGGCCACAAGCAAUGUUCUGGAGCGGGCCGUGGACUGGAUCUUCUCCCACCUGGACGACCUGGAGUCCAUGGAGGUGUCGGAAGGGGGCCGUUCGGCCGGGGAGAGUGAGGGGAGCAAGGAGCAGCCCCCAGGGCCUCGAGUCAGAGACGGACCUGGCAAGUAUGAGCUGUUUGCCUUCAUCAGUCACAUGGGAACAAGUACAAUGUGCGGCCACUACGUCUGCCACAUCAAGAAGGAUCAACAAUGGGUUAUCUUCAACGAUCAGAAAGUGUGUGCCUCUGAGAAGCCCCCAAAGGACCUGGGAUACCUGUACUUCUACAGGAGAGUGACGGAGUAAGAGGUUGACAGAGGAGAGGGGGGGAGGGGGAGUGCUUAUAUACACACACAGAUAGCCAGUCAUAUACACACAUACACUGAGCUACUGAGACAGAAGAGCCAAUACAGAAAACUGAUGUACCGUGAAUGAAAGGAAAGGCGAUGUACGGACACACUACACCAACAUACACACACACAAACACAGUGGAGUGGCGGAAAGGGAGAUGGAAUAGAUUGACUGAGGGAGGUGUACACAAACACUUUUUCCAGAGAGGAGGGUCAGUAUUCUCACUCUCUGAUGCCCGUCUCUGUCCCAACCCACCCGAGCCACCAUCACUGCUGCUCUCCACACGCCACACUCCUCUCUCCCCGUUGGCUAGCGGCUUCUGUGAUGUCAUUGCUUCUUCAGCCAAACGGCUUCCGGCUCUGCCCCCCCCCUUUAUGUUCCAAAUAUGUUUUAACAAACCCACAAACAAGUUCAACACGAAAUGUCAAAUUAAAUUCAAGGUUAAGUAUUUUUAAAAAUGUAAAAAAAAAAAAAAAUUUAAAGGUUCUUCCAGCGUGGAGGUGUAAAGAGAGGGUUGACAACCAGGAGAUUUUGUGCAAAUCAAAUUCCUGUGUUCCUUCUGCUCUGACAAAUAAAGACGUGUGUUUCU